GGCGAGCCCCGAGCCUCUCCGGCCCGGCCCGCGCUCCCCGCCUCCGCCUCCCCGGGCCGGCGGUGGCGGCGGCGGCGGCGGCGGCGGGUGAGCUCGGGGGGCCCGGCCGCCCCCCGCCCCGCAGCCCCGGCCCCGCCGGGCCCCGCCCCCCGCCGAGUGCAUGAGGUUGACGCUACUUUGUUGCACCUGGAGGGAAGAACGUAUGGGAGAGGAAGGAAGCGAGUUGCCCGUGUGUGCGAGCUGCGGCCAGAGGAUCUAUGACGGCCAGUACCUCCAGGCCCUGAGUGCUGACUGGCACGCCGAUUGCUUCAGGUGCUGUGACUGCAGCGCCUCCCUUUCGCACCAGUACUAUGAGAAGGAUGGGCAGCUGUUCUGCAAGAAGGACUACUGGGCCCGCUACGGCGAGUCCUGCCAUGGGUGCUCGGAGCACAUCACCAAGGGGCUGGUCAUGGUCGCCGGUGAGCUGAAGUACCACCCGGAGUGCUUCCUGUGUCGCACAUGUGGGACCUUCAUUGGCGACGGGGACACCUACACGCUGGUGGAGCACUCCAAGCUGUACUGCGGGCACUGCUACUACCAGACUGUGGUGACCCCUGUCAUUGAGCAGAUCCUGCCCGACUCCCCCGGCUCCCACUUGCCCCACACCGUCACCCUCGUGUCCAUCCCAGCCUCAACACAUGGCAAACGUGGCCUCUCGGUAUCCAUCGACCCCCCUGUCGGCCCAACGGGCUGUGGCACAGAGCAUUCCCACACCGUCCGUGUCCAGGGAGUGGACCCAGGCUGCAUGAGCCCCGAUGUGAAGAAUUCCAUCCACGUUGGAGACCGGAUCUUGGAGAUCAAUGGCACACCCAUCCGGAAUGUGCCCCUGGAUGAGAUUGACCUGUUGAUCCAGGAGACCAGCCGCCUACUACAGCUGACCCUCGAGCACGACCCUCACGACUCGCUGGGCCAUGGGCUGGGGCCCGAGCCCAGUCCCCUGAGCUCACCGGCCACGCACACUCCUAGCAGCAGUGGGGCAGGCAGUGCCUCCCGCCAGAAACCAGUCCUGAGGAGCUGCAGCAUCGACAGGUCUCCAGGGGCCAGCUCGCUGGGCUCCCCCGCCUCCCAGCACAGGGACCUGGGCCGCUCCGAGUCCCUGCGUGUGGCCUGCCGGCCGCACCGCAUCUUCCGCCCGUCAGACCUCAUCCAUGGGGAGGUGCUGGGCAAGGGCUGCUUCGGCCAGGCCAUCAAGGUGACGCACCGUGAGACAGGCGAGGUGAUGGUGAUGAAGGAGUUGAUCCGCUUCGACGAGGAGACCCAGAGGACGUUCCUCAAGGAGGUCAAAGUCAUGCGGUGCUUGGAGCACCCCAACGUGCUCAAGUUCAUCGGGGUGCUCUACAAGGACAAGAGGCUCAACUUCAUCACCGAGUACAUCAAGGGCGGCACCCUGCGGGGCAUCAUCAAGAGCAUGGACAGUCAGUACCCGUGGACUCAGAGGGUCAGCUUUGCUAAAGACAUUGCGUCGGGGAUGGCCUACCUCCACUCCAUGAACAUCAUCCACCGGGACCUCAACUCCCACAAUUGCCUGGUGCGAGAGAACAAGAAUGUGGUGGUGGCUGACUUCGGGCUGGCACGGCUCAUGGUGGACGAGAAGACACAGGCCGAAGAUCUGCGCAGCCUCAAGAAGCCAGACCGCAGGAAGCGCUACACUGUGGUGGGCAACCCCUACUGGAUGGCACCUGAGAUGAUCAAUGGUCGCAGCUAUGAUGAGAAGGUGGACGUGUUUUCCUUUGGGAUCGUCCUGUGUGAGAUCAUCGGGCGUGUGAAUGCCGACCCUGACUACCUGCCCCGCACCAUGGACUUUGGCCUCAACGUGCGAGGCUUCCUGGACCGCUACUGCCCCCCAAACUGCCCCCCGAGCUUCUUCCCCAUCACCGUGCGCUGCUGUGACCUGGAUCCUGAGAAGAGGCCCUCCUUCACAAAGCUGGAGCAGUGGCUGGAAACCCUGCGCAUGCACUUGGCCGGCCACCUGCCCCUGGGCCCGCAGCUGGAGCAGCUGGACAGGGGAUUCUGGGAGACCUACCGGCGUGGCGAGAGUGGACUGCCAGCCCACCCUGAGGUCCCUGACUGACCUGGCCUACCACCACCAGGCCAGGCCCUGCCUUGCCUCUCCUGCCUGCCAACGCCGCCGCACACCCCAUAGCCCUCCUCCUUCUGCCUUACCUCUGUCUGGCAGGGGCUGCCCUCCAGUGUCCCUGCAUGAGCUGGGGGAGGGGAGCCUCAGUGUGAGUCCAUGCCCUUCCCACAUGCCAGCCCCUGUACUGGCUGCCCUGCUCGCUGCUGUGCCAUGACGCCAGGCUGGGAGGCAGCCGCAGGUGCAUGCCCAGCCCAGCCCAGCCUGGGAGGGUGCCGUGUGUCAAGGGAGAGACCACGGUGGCUCUUGGAAGUAACAGGUACUGACCAGUGUCCACGCCUCCCCCACCCCAGCAGGGAAGGGCCUCGGGCAUGAAUUACCCACCCCAUCCCACCCCAAUUGUGCCAUGCACCAGGCAGCAACCCCUUCUCCCGCUUUGGGCCAUUUUCAUUUCUUGAUCAAAGCCACUUUAGUGGGAAGCAGGUACCAGGCCUCGGGGUGAAGUGGAGUUUGGUUAAGGGAGAGGGGACCAUAGGGGCCUGGGCCCAGGAAGCUGGGCAGAGCCAAGGGGAUGGGGCUUGUCCACCAGCAGCCCCGCCCCACUGAGGUUCAUCUCAGCGGCCCCGCCCCCUCUCUUCACCUCCCCCUCUUCCUCUGGGUUCUUUCUGUGUAAUCUAUUUUUUAAGAAGAGUUUGUAUUAUUUUUUCAUACGGCUGCAGCAGCAGCUGCUGGGGGCGGGAGGGCACUUAGGGGGUUUAUUUUUUUUUUUCUGGCGGGUGGGGGUGGGAGGGCCAUUUUGUCACUUUGCCUCAGUUGAGCAUCUCAGAAGUAUUAAAACUGUGAAGCCUUCUCAUUGCACUUUGAACCUGGAGAAUAUUCCGGAAGGGCCCCGGGGGACUCUGAUCACUCCCCCUCACCCCCUCUCAAGCCAGGCAUGGUGAUGUCCAAGAAUAAAACCCAGACUCGGAACAAUAAAAUCAAUUCUGUGCUCCCCA
Ochotona curzoniae (black-lipped pika) is the source of this 3108-nucleotide messenger RNA. RefSeq names its product LIM domain kinase 1 (gene LIMK1). Gene Ontology annotation, biological process: positive regulation of stress fiber assembly; actin cytoskeleton organization; protein phosphorylation. The coding region runs from base 161 to 2110 and encodes 649 amino acids. Lineage: Eukaryota; Metazoa; Chordata; Mammalia; Lagomorpha; Ochotonidae. Gene Ontology annotation, cellular component: nucleus; neuron projection; cytoplasm. The transcript is spliced from 16 exons. Gene Ontology annotation, molecular function: protein serine/threonine kinase activity; protein binding; ATP binding. The record is from RefSeq and is a predicted model, not a curated record.